ACAACUGAAGAUUUUUACUGUGGUAUACAUCUUUGGACAAAGUCAACCUAUGGACAAUUCAUUUUUAUUUUUAAACAGUGAAUUUAUUGCAGAAGAUGGUAAUGAGAAGUUUUGGCAGUUCUUGGAAACUGUACGAGAACUAACAGUUUAUAAGCAAGGAGAUUCAGAGCAUUCCUAUUACAAUUUAAUCUUGAAGAAAGCAGGACAAUUUUUAUCCAAUUUGCAAAUCAAUCUAUUGAAGUUUGCACUUUCCAUACGGGCAUAUUCUCCAACUGUUCAGAUGUUUCAGCAGAUUGCAGCUGAUGAACCUCCACCAGAAGGCUGCAGUGCAUUUGUGGUUAUCCAUGAGAAGCACACCUGUAAGACUAAUGAAAUAAAAAAGCUGCUGAAGAAGGCUACUAAGAGACCCAGGCCAUAUCUUUUUAAGGGAGAUCAUAAAUUCCCAACUCUCAAGGAGGACGGCCCAGUGGUUGUUCUUUAUGCAGAAAUGGGUACAAAAGACUUUGUUAAAUUCCACAAGAUUUUAUCUGAGAAGGCACAAAAGGAGGAAAUUGUUUAUGUUCUCCGGCAUUAUGUUCAGAAACCAGGUUCCAGAAAAAUGUAUUUAUCUGGAUAUGGUGUAGAACUUGCAAUAAAGAGCACAGAAUAUAAAGCAGUAGAUGACACUCAGGUUAAAGGAGCAAAUGAUACAAAAGAAGAGGAAGAUGAUGAUGAUGAGGAGGAGGAAAGUGAUGUCCAAGGAUUUCUCUUUGGCAAAUUAAAACAGAUGCAUCCUGAUCUGAAAAAUAAUUUGAAAGAGUUUAGAAAACAUCUAAUUGAAACUACUAACAACAUGGAACCACUGAAAGUUUGGGAGCUACAGGAUCUUAGUUUUCAAGCAGCUGCUCAAAUUAUGUCUACCCCUGUUUAUGAUGCCUUAAAGGUAAUGAAAGACAUAGCUCAGAACUUCCCAAUAAGAGCCAGAUCACUGACCCGGGUGCCUGUGGACAAGAAAAUGCGAAAUGAAAUAGAAGAAAAUCAGAAGCAUUUUCAUGAAAUACUUGGAAUCCAACCUGGAGAAGCACGUUUAUUUCUAAAUGGCCUUCAGAUUGACCUGGAUUUUCAUGAUCCAUUUAGUAUCUUAGAGACUCUUAAACUGGAAGGAAAAGUCAUGCAUGGCCUUCAUGAACUUGGAAUCAAAGAGGAGAUCCUGAGCAAAUUUAUGAGGUUGCAUAUACAUCCUACAGAUGACAGUUAUGCACUAGAUAUUCGGCACUCUUCGAUAAUAUGGGUUAAUAAUAUAGAACAAGAUCACAGCUAUAGCACAUGGCCUGCAAGCUAUCAGGAACUGCUGAAGCCCACAUUUCCUGGAGUUAUACAACAGAUUAGACGCAAUCUAUAUAAUUUGGUACUUUUUGUUGAUCCUGUCCAAGAAGAUACAGGUGAUUAUAUGAAACUGGCAGAAUUAUUCUAUCAUCAUAAUGUACCACUUAGAAUUGGAUUUGUUUUCAUUUUAAGUACCAAAGAAGAAAUCGAUGGAAAUGAGGACGCAGGAAUAGCUCUUUGGAGAACUUUUAAUUACGUUGCUGAGGAAUCUGACACCUCUCAAGCCUUUACCUCGAUAAUGAAUAUGUACCAUGAAGUGAAAGAUGGAAAUGUUCUAACAGUAAAUCAUGUGAAAGAUGUUCUUAGGAGUGAAUACCCCCAUGCUGAUGUUCAGAGUAUACUAGGUGUUCAUUCUGAAUACGAUGAAGGGAGGAAGGCAGGAGCAACCUUUUAUAAAAAGACUGGCCUGGGUCCACUGCCUCAAGCUCUGUUUAAUGGCGUGCCCUUUAACAGAGAAGAGAUGGAUGCUGCAGAGUUAGAGACAGUUAUUCUUCAGAGGAUUAUUGAUGCCACCGGCUUCUUCCAGAGGGCAGUGUUCAUGGGUUUGUUAAAUGAUCAUAUAAAUGCAAUAGAUUUUCUUAUGGAUCAGCACAAUGUAGUUUCCCGUAUAAAUCCCACUAUUCUUGGAGCAGAAAGAAGAUACAUACAUUUCAGACCCACAUCUGUUCCAUUUGAUGUGGAAGACUUCUCUACUUUCUCAUUUUUGGACUCACAGGAUAAAAGUGCUGUAAUUUCAGACAACAUGAUGUAUUUAACAAGAAAGGAUGAAGAUGCAUUAUAUGCUGUUACUAUCUGGAUUAUUGCUGACUUUGAUAAACCAGCUGGGAGACGACUGCUUUCUAAUGCCUUGAAACACCUGAAAACAAGCAGUCAUACACGAGUUGGGAUUUUGAACAAUCCUUCAUCAAAAAUGAAGGAAGAUAACACAGCCAUUGCAAGAGGAAUUUUGACCGCUUUUCUAACUCAAAACAACAGCAGCUUAAAAAGUUUCCUAAGUAAACUCACUAAGGAAGAGACAGCAAAAUCCCUUGCUGCUGGAACUAAAAUUGCUAAAUUCCUCAUCCCAGGAAUGGAUGAUGAUGCUUUUGAGAAGAAAUACAACACGUUAGGACUGGAUAUAAUUAAAACCCACCAGAUGUUCUGCCAGGAGGUUCUUAAGCUGCUUCCUGGGCAAAUGGCAGUUAUGAGCAAUGGCAGGGUACUGGGUCCUUUAGAUGAAAAUGAAUUCUAUGCAGAAGACUUCAAUUUGUUGGAAAAAAUAACAUACAGUACCUCAGCAGAGAAGAUUAAAGCUAUUGUCAAAGAGAUGGGAAACAGUAGUAAAAGUGGCAGUGAUUUGAUUAUGAAAAUAGAUGCCCUACUGUCAUCUUUGCCUAAAACAGAGAUGAGACAAGAUGCUCAAUUACUCAAAGAACAGCACAGUGUAGUAAAAGUAGAUCCUCAACAGAAUGAACCAUUCUAUGAUGUUGUUGCUAUUGUGGAUCCAUUGACAAGAGAAGCACAGAAGAUGGCUCACUUAUUGAUUGUACUCAAAGAGAUUAUCAAUGUGAAACUCAGGUUGUUUUUGAACUGCAGAUCUAAGCUAUCAGAAGCACCACUGAAGAGCUUCUAUCGUUUUGUUCUGGAGCCAGAAAUAACUUACGGGAUCAACAAGCACCUUCCUUCUGAACCUGUGGCAAAAUUCCUACAACUGCCAGAAUCAGCCCUUUUGACUCUAAACAUGAUCACUCCUGAAAGCUGGUUGGUUGAAGCAGUAAACAGUUCCUGUGAUCUUGAUAACAUUUAUUUACAGGAUAUAAAAGGGACAGUUGUAGCAGAAUAUGAACUAGAAUAUAUAUUGCUUGAAGGACAUUGCUUUGAUGUGAUGACUGGACAACCUCCUCGAGGGCUACAGUUCACUCUGGGCACAAAGAAUAAUCCUGUCAUGGUUGAUACUAUUGUCAUGGCCAACCUGGGGUAUUUUCAGCUGAAAGCAAAUCCAGGUGCUUGGACACUGCGAUUGCGUGAAGGAAGAUCCAAAGAGAUUUAUCAGGUUUUUUC
Messenger RNA from Balearica regulorum gibbericeps (East African grey crowned-crane), 3405 nucleotides. The record is from RefSeq and is a predicted model, not a curated record. NCBI's taxonomy places the organism in Eukaryota, Metazoa, Chordata, Aves, Gruiformes, Gruidae.